This is a messenger RNA of Debaryomyces hansenii CBS767, 1890 nucleotides long. RefSeq names its product basic amino acid transporter. The record is from RefSeq and is a predicted model, not a curated record. Gene Ontology annotation, cellular component: membrane. Gene Ontology annotation, molecular function: transmembrane transporter activity. Gene Ontology annotation, biological process: transmembrane transport. The coding region runs from base 1 to 1890 and encodes 629 amino acids. NCBI's taxonomy places the organism in Eukaryota, Fungi, Ascomycota, Pichiomycetes, Serinales, Debaryomycetaceae. The transcript has a single exon.
AUGUCAAAUCAAUCUAAUGAUAUAGCAGUUAAGUCUGCUGGAGAGUCGUUUGGUAGUAAUAACAGCACUGAUCUUACUGAAAAACAUCUAGCUGUGAGAAACAUUCGCGAUGAAGAAGCACAAGCCCCAAAAGAAAAAAAAUUCAUUGAGAGUGAUGCUGGUGAUGGUAGUAGAAGAGAGGAUCAGUAUUUACACGGGCCUAAAUUGGCAUUAUGUUUUGUGGCAAUCUUCUUGUGUCUUUUUCUUGUGGCAUUGGAUCAAACUAUUGUUGCCACCUUGCUUACAGUUGUUGGGAAUAAAUUUGAUGGGUUUGACAAGAUUGGAUGGUUAUCAGCAGGGUUUCUUUUGUCGAUGGCUGUCUUUGCUGCCACAUGGGGUAAAAUUUCAAUUAUAUUCGGAAGAAAGAUAACAAUGUUUAUUGCCAUUAUUCUCUUCGAAGCUGGUUCCUUAAUGUGUGCAUUAGCCAACGAUAUGAAUGUGUUAAUUGGGGGUAGAGUUCUCGCCGGUGUAGGUGGGGGAGGCAUUCAAUCGAUGGUUUUUAUUUUGAUCAGUGAAAUUGUUCCAUUAGAAGUUAGACCGCUUGGUAUGGCAGGUUUGGGAUGCACUUUUGCAGUAGCUAGUGUACUUGGACCCCUUAUAGGUGGUGCAUUUACUUCGAACGUUUCUUGGAGAUGGAGUUUCUAUAUUAAUUUGCCUAUUGGUGGAAUUGCAGCGGCAUUUUUCUUCUGGGCCUUUAACCCUCCAAAGACUAAGGGUAAUAUAAGAGAAAAGCUUAAAAUGAUUGAUUAUUUAGGUACUGUCCUUUUAUCGGCAGGCUUAGUUGUUUUCCUUUUAGCUUUGACCUUUGGUGCGGGCGAUCAAUUUUCUUGGGAUUCGGCUGCAGUAAUUUGUUGUUUUGUUUUAGGUGGGGCAGUAUUAAUCGUAUUCUGCAUUUGGAAUUUCAAGUACUCCAAGAACCCAAUUAUUCCUCCUGAUAUAGUGAAAGCAUUGGGAGUGGAUGCAUCAACACUUAUGAUAUUCGGGAUGUUUGGUUAUUUCAUGGCAAUUGUGUUGUAUGUAUCGAUUUAUUUCCAAGUUAUUCAUGGUGCUGAUGCAUGGCAUUCGGGUCUUCAUUUGCUUCCUAUUAUCAUACCCGUGGUGCUUACUUCCAUUUCAAGUGGUAUACUUAUCCACAAAACUAGGUUUGUGAAGCCAUUUGGUUUAUUCGGUGCAAUAAUGGGUCCGAUUGGGAUAGGCCUUCUUUGUUUAUUGGAUGUUGAUUCUUCUAGUUCUAGACAGAUUGGUUUAUUGAUUAUUUCAGGUAUUUCGUGUGGUUUCCAAAUGCAAGCUGCAUUGAUUUCCUCUCAAAUAUCGGCACCAAAGACACCUGGUGGUACUAUUUUGACUACAACAUUUGUUAAUUUUGGUAGAGCCGUCGGAGGUACAAUUGGUGCUGAUUUGGCUGAUGCAGUUUAUUCGGCUGCAUUUCAAAAUAAUUUUGCCACCGCUUUAUCUAAUUUAAAUGAUAAGCUGAUUUUGUCUGAAUUAAGCCAGAUUAAUGAAAGAGCAUUAGUAACUUCGACAGAUGUGAUUAAAACAUUAUCUCCCGGAGCUCAACAUUUUGUGAAAAAUCAAGUCAUGGAAGCCAUUAGGAAUGUAUUUUACAUGUCUCUCGGGUUUUCUGCUCUAGGACUUAUCGGUUGUAUAUGUACGACAAAUAAAAGGUUACCUAAGGUUACAGGUGGACAGAUGGCGGCUGACGAAGCAAAAGAAGAAACAAACGAGGGAACAACGAAUAAUAACAGAAGUAGUUCUUCAUUAAGCGACAAAAAUCAGGAUAUUCUGGUUGAUCGUUUGAACAACGAUAAUUUAGAAAAUGUGCCCGAACAAACAGAAAACAGAAGAGAAUAA